UUCGAAUCAAAAUGAAAUAUGGACAUUGCAUAUGAAGUUUGACAGAAACCUCAUUCAACAAAAUACUAUCCAGCUGAAAACAUCACAUUUGAAAAAUUACUAGAAUGGAAUCCAAUACCCUAAGGGAUAAAGUUCGCAAGACGGUUGCGAUUAAUCGGGCGAAUAAUCGCUCAAAAAUUUUCAACCAGAACCGCACCAUUGACGAGGAGCUGCCUGAACUGAAGAUGGAGGAGGACGCUCACCAGAAGCAUCACGAUCAGCGACUCCUCGAUUUGAAGGAACAGCGGGCAAAGGUUAAUCUUCGAGCCAAGCUAAUCCAAGCAAUACCGGUGAGCGAACAAACCGUGGCGUUUGGAUUUAGAAGCGAGACAUUCAAGGCGCCCAGUGAUCUAGAAAUGCAUGAUUCACCUUCUCUAUAGAAAUAUAUUUUUUGCCAAAGAGAACAUAACUUAAAAUAAGUGUAUUUAAUAGAGAAUACCUUCCUCCCAAGUUGAAGUUGUCGCGAGGAAUUCAAAAUUGUGCGCUUCUGAUGUUAUGUUUAUGUGAUGGUAAAAAUCUUAAAAAAAAUUGUUUAUUUUGAUGGCUGAUUGAACUGCGGAUUCCGUAGGAUUUAAAUCGCACUUUUCUGAGACGGACCCCGGUCUGGACAACCUUGGAUCGAUUUGCGCCUUUAAUUACAGCUGUCUUACAUAUGAGAGUUAUUGGACUGUGACUGCUACUCUCAAUGACGGUUUUGAUUCUAUUUUUUCAUCAAAGUCCAUACUUUUGGUCACAACCGGGUUUGCAAUGAACUUCAGACUCGAGUUGAACUAGAAAUCUCAAGACUUGCUUAAUUUUUCAAGACUUUGUUCAAGACUUAGCACAAGACUCUACAUACUCGAAUGUCGGAUUUCGAUGUUCAGUUUUAUUCAACUAAAUUCUUAAUUUGCAAGGCGCUGCCAAAUCUGGAUUACUUUUAUCGGAAAAGUUGGCGACAUACGUCUUAUUUGGUUAUAAAAUUAUUUUAUGAAA
Molecule: messenger RNA, 1011 nt
Organism: Drosophila bipectinata
Lineage: Eukaryota; Metazoa; Arthropoda; Insecta; Diptera; Drosophilidae
Source: RefSeq, a predicted model, not a curated record